This is a messenger RNA of Lactuca saligna, 579 nucleotides long. The record is from the annotation of a GenBank genome assembly. NCBI's taxonomy places the organism in Eukaryota, Viridiplantae, Streptophyta, Magnoliopsida, Asterales, Asteraceae.
AUGCCAGGUGGAACUCGUCGAGUUAGGAGAAUACUCGUCGUGUCAAGUGAGGAUCCCAUGGAAAUCAGUGAAGUAGAGGCCUUGAAUGAACUCCGGCAAACUGAAACUUGUAAAAGUUUGGUCCACAUAUUCUUUGCUUUAUAUAACACUUCCAAGAUUUCAGGUAUAACUGAUAUGGGGUUGCAGCCAAGGAAAGUAAAUAGAGUUGGUGUUAUUGGUCCGGGGUCAAUAGCAAUAGCAACAACGUUUAUCCUUGCUAACAUUCAUGUAAUAUUUAAGGAGGAUGAUGAGAAUUCUCUGGAGGCUACACUCGGUGAAAUCAAAGCUAAUUUUCACAACCUUCUUAUGGCAGGGAAAAUGACCAAGGAGAAGCUUGAAAGAAUUGUAUCUCUGUUGAAAGAUACCUUAGUUGUUGUGUGCACUUGGGGAUUGACAUAUUUUGAAAUUUUUACUCAACACAAGCAUAGGGGAAUUAACAGACAGGAAAAGGUGUCACUUGGGAAAGAACUAAGAAUGUUGUCACGGGCUGCAAGAGAUGCUGGAGCCCUUAGAGAAGCUAAGGACAAACUGGAGAAGUGA